GCUCAAGAUGUGGGUGUCCGCGCUGUGCCGCCCAGCAGCCAUGCAGACAGCAGGGCAUGGAUUUCGAGGGCGAGGAGGAGGGCCAGCUGGGCGGGGGCUCGCACGGAGAGCCGUUCGACCUCUGGGGCCUCGUGGGGCAGCACGGCUCGAGCAAGUGGGCAGAGGCUGAGGGCGCCGCCCACCCUGCAGAGGCCGAGGAGCUCGGCCUGGUGGAGGCCGAGGACCCGGCCGAGGGCGCCGCCGACCCGGCAGAGGCCGAGGAGCUCGACGUGGUGGAGGCCGAGGACCUGGCCGAGGCCGCCGUGGACCUGGUGGAGGCCUGCGACGCAGAGGCCGAGGGCGCCGUGGAGGCCUGGGACGUGGAGCUGCACCCCCAGGGCGACGGCGCCCGCGGCCCGCAGGCGGGCGCGUCCCGCCGCCCGUGGACUCCCCCGCGGAAGCCCGGGGCCUCUGCGCCGGUGUCGGCGAAGCGGCGCCGCGAGCUGCCUCUGCGGGCAAAGGGCCACCCGCCGGCGCCUCCCGGCGCUGCGCCCGCAUGGCUCGAGGAGGGUGGCUCGCCGCCCCCGCCCGCGCCGGGCCUGCGCAUCGCGCCGCAGCC
Messenger RNA from Prorocentrum cordatum, 598 nucleotides. The record is from the annotation of a GenBank genome assembly. NCBI's taxonomy places the organism in Eukaryota, Dinophyceae, Prorocentrales, Prorocentraceae.